CCCUCGUCGGAUGGCAGUGGAUGAUGACUGCCUCAUCGUGGGCCUCAGCCGGGACCCGCUCAAAGCUGUGGAUGAGCCGCGCAAAUAUCCCGACGUGCUCUGUCCUAUGACUCAUGAGUAUUACAAGGGAGCUGUUGAAAGGUUCAAAGAGGAUUAUCCUAAAAUCACCAAGAAGUACAUGUCGACGGACAUCGACCCGACGCCGAUUGAAAAUGAAAUUAAGGACCUGAAGAGGACUGAGUAUCUGACUAAGUAUUGCUCUAGAGAUCUCCCCUUCAUGUCCGUCAACCUAACCCGUCGAGCUCGCGCCCUCCAGACCUUGCGUCUCCCUGAUGACAUCCCGAUACCUGACACCAGCCAACGAGGGUCCUACCGGUGUCCAAGACCGGAGAAAUACGCAGAGCCUCCGUCUGCUAUGUCCAUGAAGCCGAAGUUUGAUGAUACUUUACAAAAGGAACUCCGUCGCAUAUUACGCGUGAGCACGGGAGACACGACAUACGGCGCCGACCACGGCUUGCUGGCCAAAGUCGUGCUGGAGAAGAAUCCCUUCGGCAAACCCCGCAAGGAGCCGAGAUACGGACGCUGGAAGAAUCCUUAUAUGUAUACUUAUAGAAUAUAAUGAGGGCUUAAAUAAAAUUGAUUGUUUGUGUUA
This is a messenger RNA of Helicoverpa zea (corn earworm), 652 nucleotides long. RefSeq lists its product as uncharacterized. The transcript is spliced from 4 exons. Bases 11 to 619 code for a protein of 202 amino acids. The record is from RefSeq and is a predicted model, not a curated record. NCBI's taxonomy places the organism in Eukaryota, Metazoa, Arthropoda, Insecta, Lepidoptera, Noctuidae.